AUGGCAACUGAGUGCUUGGCUACUCAGUCGACGCGCGAGGGCUUUAAGAUCAUCUUCCUGCUGCCACCCGGCUACGCGUCUCUCUCCCCUGCUGCCAUUCGCCCUUUCGAACUAUGUCUCGUGACCCCAGAGCUCGGCGAAGUGCCAGGCACAUCAAGUUCGGAUUUGCUGUACACUGUGUACGGCCUCAGUAGCUGUGGCUUCGGGGACUUCCUCCUGGCCACGGCUUUGGGCUUUGCUCCAGGAACCAUUGGGCUUGUGUAUGCUGCUACCGCAGCUCGCGACGUGAUGUCAGAUGGCGGCAGCCAACCUUGGUAUGUCUAUGCAGUCGGGCUUGUCGUCACAGCCGCACUUCUGAAGAUCGUCUCCGACGUGGUGUCCCAGGCGGUCAAGGAGGCGGUGGAGGAAGAUGCCAAGGCAGCUGAAAGCUUAGGACGGGUUCAAGUGGUUCAGAUUGAGACAGUUGAGACCUUUGAGACGGUCAAGACGGUUGACGUGGAGAGACGCUCGGUUGCAGAGACGCUCAGUGCUUCCAGGUUCGCUUCAGGAUGA
Molecule: messenger RNA, 552 nt
Organism: Cladocopium goreaui
Lineage: Eukaryota; Dinophyceae; Suessiales; Symbiodiniaceae
Source: the annotation of a GenBank genome assembly